Molecule: messenger RNA, 1564 nt
Organism: Neolamprologus brichardi
Lineage: Eukaryota; Metazoa; Chordata; Actinopteri; Cichliformes; Cichlidae
Product: cysteine-rich transmembrane module-containing protein 1-like
Cellular component (GO): extracellular exosome
Source: RefSeq, a predicted model, not a curated record
CGCAUGUCGUACCCUUUAAAUGACGUCACACCCAGUGAACGCGAUACGCACCAAAUUUCUGGACAGUGGUCGGUCAUUGCGGUGAGAAAUAGUAACAAGAAGAGAAGACUGACACCGUUUCUGCUUAAGCAGACUUUGCUGCCGUCUCCAGCUGACCGGAAUAGUGGUUAUUCAAAGGAAGAGAGGGACAGAAUAGACCUUCAUCACAGGGGACACUUUGGCGUCACCUCUCAUUGUCCCAGCAGGACAGCCAAAACAUGGAGAACCCACCUCCAUACCCAGGCAAUGGCCCAACUGCUCCUGGUUACCCAGCCCAGGGCCCAACUGCUCCUGGUUACCCAGCGUAUCCUCAGCAGGGAUACCCUGUGAACAUGGAGCAACCUAACCCAGCUUACCCAAACUACCCUCCCGGACCAAUGGGACCUGGUGGUCCUUAUCCCGGACCAGGACAACCUCCUUAUGGGUAUGCUGGACAGCCUCAGUUUGGCUGGCAGGGUGGACCUCCUCCCGGGCCCAUGUAUGGGGAAGCUCCCAAAAACACAGUAUACGUGGUUGAAGACCGGAGAAGGGAUGACACAGCGGACACAUGUCUGACAGCCUGCUGGACAGCUCUGUGCUGCUGCUGUCUCUGGGACAUGCUGACAUAACGCCAUUCCCCUACUGAUUGACCCCCAUUACCCUCUUGCCCCUAUUUCUGUGCCUCGAAGCCCAUCGCCCUUUCUCCCAUCUGACUUAAACCUUGCACUUCCUCACAAACACCCCUCUGUUCCCUCCAGAAGUCUCGUAUGUCUGUAAAGCUAUAAAUUACUUCUAUAAAUGAAGUCUUCCCUCCCACGUGGAAGCUUCAUCCCAGUACUCUACCUUCAUGUGCAACCCUCCACACUGACUAACCUGUCCACGGUUACACAGUAGCAGUUUCUAACAGAGCUUGUAAACAUUACCAAAAUCUCAGGCUCCUUACUAAAAUUGUGCAACAACACACAAGCUACAGAUUUGCACACACAAUAUGGUAGAUGCCAAACAUACAGCAUACUAUGAUCUCAGGCUCAUCCUGCGUGAUUCACUUGGGCACUUUAUAAUGAUUGCCUCUGUAAUAUACUCCUUCCUGUCUUCAUAACCACAAAAGCUUUCCUUACUCCUCGCCUUCAGCUAUGCUAUCUGCAAAACUUCAAGGACUUUUACCCAGUAUGAUGAUACCCAAAGGCUGUGAGAACCCCGCUGCAGACAGGGCUGAUGCUUGAAAUGUUUCCCAUCUCAUUUGCACACAAGUCAUUUUAACAAAUGUACGUUUGUCCAUAGGCGAUAAGACAAUAAAUGGAAUGCUCUUAUUUUAUUAUUUUUUAACAGUGAUUUAUGUUUGAUUAAUGGCAACAGUUAACAGCCACAAUGUUUUUCUUCAUAUACAAAGAAAUGACUAUCAAUAUUAUUUUUAUUAUAUUAGCUUUUCAGCUUUAUUUCUCACUGAAACAAGAUGUUGUGAUUGCUAUACAGACUGAUCCAAAUUACCCAUACGAUGCCUUUUUGCUGUAGAUGAUUAAAAUAAUUUAUUGCCAUAACCAUAAAA